AUGCCCCGCAAAGGCAGUGGAAUACGGCUGAUGUGCUUGGGUUCCAGCUACCGCCUACGGGACCUUGAUGAUAUUCCCAGUGCUGGCAUUGACCUGGUCCUGCGCUGGCAGUUGUUUUUCAACAUCAGUUAUGACGACAGCCUUCAGUUUAAAGUUUUGUGCAUUGUCCGCAGUGACAAUCUUGAUUUUGCCCUUCCCAUGUCGAUCCCACAUAGAAAGACAAGUGGUGGGAUUGGAAGGGCGGAUGUUGACAAAAUUAUUCAGGAGCCCCCUCAUAAAAAAGGAAUGGAAGAUAUGAAGAAACUCAGACACCCGACCCCAACAAUGCUGUCCAUCCAAACGUGGCAGUUCUCUAUGAGCGCAAUUAAAGAAGAACAGGAAUUAAUGGAAGAAAUUAAUGAAGAUGAGCCUGUUAAAGCAAAAAAAUGGAAGAGAGAUGAUAAUAAAGACAUUGAUUCGGAAAAAGAAGCUGCCGUGGAAGCUGAAAUUAAAGCUGCCCGAGAAAGGGCCAUUGUCCCUCUGGAGGCCCGAAUGAAGCAGUUCAAGGACAUGCUGCUAGAGAGAGGGGUUUCUGCCUUUUCAACAUGGGAGAAGGAGUUGCAUAAGAUAGUUUUUGAUCCUCGAUACUUACUCCCCAAUCCUAAAGAGAGAAAACAGGUAUUUGAUCAGUAUGUAAAGACCAGGGCCGAAGAACGCAGGGAAAAGAAAAACAAAAUAAUGCAAGCUAAGAAAGAUUUCAAAAAAAUGAUGGAGGAAGCCAAGUUCAACCCAAGAGCUACUUUUAGUGAAUUUGCAGCCAAACAUGCUAAAGAUUCGAGAUUCAAAGCAAUUGAGAAGAUGAAAGAUCGAGAAGCCUUGUUUAAUGAGUUUGUGGCAGCCGCACGGAAGAAAGAGAAAGAAGAUUCGAAGACCAGAGGUGAGAAGAUCAAAUCGUAUUUCUUUGAACUCUUGUCGAAUCAUCACUUGGACAGUCAGUCUCGAUGGAGCAAAGUAAAAGAUAAAGUAGAAAGUGACCCACGUUACAAAGCUGUAGAUAGUUCAUCAAUGAGAGAAGACCUUUUCAAGCAGUAUAUUGAGAAAAAAGGCAAGAAUUUAGACUCAGAAAAGGAAAAGGAGCUUGAAAGGCAGGCCCGCAUUGAGGCAAGCCUUCAAGAACGGGAAAGAGAGGCUCAGAAAGCUCGUUCAGAACAAAGCAAAGAAAUAGAUCCGGAGAGAGAGCAACACAAACGGGAAGAAGCCAUCCAGAAUUUCAAGGCUCUUCUGUCUGACAUGGUACGUUCUUCGGAUGUGUCGUGGUCUGACACUCGGAGGACCCUCCGAAAGGAUCACCGCUGGGAGUCUGGAUCCCUAUUGGAAAGAGAGGAGAAAGAGAACCUUUUUAAUGAACACAUUGAAGCACUUACCGAAAAGAAGAGAGAGCACUUUAGGCAGCUUCUGGAUGAAACAUCUGCCAUUACCUUAACAUCUACUUGGAAAGAAGUAAAGAAAAUCAUUAAGGAAGAUCCUCGGUGCAUUAAGUUUUCCUCUAGCGACAGGAAAAAACAAAGAGAAUUUGAAGAAUACAUCAGGGACAAAUAUAUCACCGCCAAAGCGGACUUCAGGAUGCAUUUGAAAGAGACCAAAUUUAUAACGUACAGAUCCUUAAAGCUAAUCCAAGAAUCUGAUCAACACCUGAAAGAUGUAGAAAAAAUUUUGCAGAAUGACAAGCGGUAUCUAGUACUGGACUGUGUGCCGGAAGAGAGGCGUAAGCUCAUUGUGGCCUAUGUUGAUGACCUAUGUCAUGAUGACCUAUGUGACCUAUGUUGA
Messenger RNA from Ochotona princeps (American pika), 1806 nucleotides. RefSeq names its product transcription elongation regulator 1-like. Gene Ontology annotation, molecular function: transcription coregulator activity; RNA polymerase binding. Gene Ontology annotation, cellular component: nucleus. The record is from RefSeq and is a predicted model, not a curated record. Lineage: Eukaryota; Metazoa; Chordata; Mammalia; Lagomorpha; Ochotonidae.